Molecule: messenger RNA, 1038 nt
Organism: Penicillium salamii
Lineage: Eukaryota; Fungi; Ascomycota; Eurotiomycetes; Eurotiales; Aspergillaceae
Source: the annotation of a GenBank genome assembly
AUGUCAUUGACUUUCACCAACCAACCGCCUGCGUCGCGGGUGCCGUAUGCCAUCCCCCAAUUGGAGGGUGAGCGCAUCACAAUCCCCGGCAGCAAAGGCGUCUUCCGCAUCCUGACUUCCGCAAAGCAAACUGGCGGGUUGAUGGCUGUUUUUACCAGUGGUGCUGUUCUGUCGGAUGCCCCCGGAUUUCACUACCACAACCAUGCGCACGAUGUGUUCCUCGUUACAAAGGGUUUCUUGAAGCUAUGGAAUGGGGACCAGUGUCGGAUAAUGGGCCCUGGCGACUUUGCUUACGUUCCUCCAAAAGUUGUUCACAACCCGGAAAUGAUGGGUCCGCAUACAGAGCUUCAAGGCUUGAUCACCCCCGGCGAUUGGGUAGAUUUCUUCCGCUAUGUGUCAGAACCAUUUGAAGGCGUCAUCGUCCCUGAAGGUGAUGACCGUGAUCUCAAAUCUAUUCUGAUCCCCAAGGUGAUGGCGGCCAAGGAGAAAUUCGACGUUGUUUUCCAGCCCCACUACGUGCCCCCAGAGGUCAGCGAAUGGUCUAAAGAGGACGAAAAGCUGCCAGAGGGCUCAGUGGGUUACUUUUUGCGGGCCAAUACCGGUCCCAAGUGGAUUCUUGGGGGUGUCCUGUCCCGCCCAUUUGUGACUACCACGCAGAGCACAGGCGUAUGUGCGAUUUCCAGCAUCGAGUCCUCCAAGGACUAUGGCGAGACAGUGUUCUCCCAAUACAUGACGUUCCCUGAUGUCGACCACUGCUUCUGCAUUAUGGAGGGCACACUGCGAGUGAACUUGCAAGGUGCAGAUGACGCUGUCUUCCGCGAGGGCGAGACUGUUGUGAUUCCUGCUGGACAAGCCUUCUCACUUGGUUUUGAGAGCAAAUUUGUGAAAUUCCACUCUUUCACUGAUGGCAAUGGCAUUGAGUCUUUGAUCCAUGCUGCCGGUAAACCUUUCCAGGGGGCUGUGCUCCCUGACGUGGCGCCAGAAUAUAAACAAGUGGAUGUGGAGUCGGCUGCGGCACGCCUCAAUAUUGCGAUUUGA